Closterium sp. NIES-67 is the source of this 2589-nucleotide messenger RNA. The record is from the annotation of a GenBank genome assembly. NCBI's taxonomy places the organism in Eukaryota, Viridiplantae, Streptophyta, Zygnematophyceae, Desmidiales, Closteriaceae.
UCCUCUCACAUCCCUCGAACGUUUCCUCUCAUGCCAGCCUCAUUUCCUCUCGCUGUCUCGCCUCGUCAGCCAUGGUUGUCGAGGACGAUGUUGACGAUGUUGACGCCCCUCCCUUACGUUGCCAUGCCGCACUUAGUGGCUUAGACUUCUUGCACCACACUAACGCCUCCGAAGUAGAGCCUCUGCCGCUCCAAAAGCGUCGACUCGCUGCUUUAGAAUCCACGCCUCAGCGCGAGUCUAAGCAGCAACAAAUGGGUGUGGGAAAUGGAGGAGGCGAAUCUGCUGGCUUGUCCUCCACCUCCAGAACCCGUGACCUCGUCUCCCACAUCUGCAUCCGCAUUGAUGACUGAGAAGAAUCGUCGUUACCAGUAGAGGCAUAUGCCCUUCACACCUCCUCCUCCCUAAGUUCUCAUGAUUUUCAAAACUUCAGCGGGUUUCUCUUAGAUUUCAGAAUGAGUAUCUAAUCGUGUCUUGUCUUUGUCGCAUGUAUGUCUUUAGGGAGAUGGUGAAAGCCAUGGUUGCUUCCUGGAAGGCGCAGCAGAUGGAGACUACACAGAGCAGUGGGACCUAGAUCACCAGGCCCCCGGGUCUCCAGAGAAACCACACGGACCCCAGGGCAGCGACCGCCCUGGGUCCCAACCCCCAGGGCUUCUACUGUGCCCAACACCCCCAGGGCCCCACCACGGCGACUGCCAGUGCUGCUGCUGCUGCUGCGGCUCAAGGCAGGGAGCCCUGUAGCAUACCUCGAGGGCAUGGAGCUGGGCGACGAGCUCACCAGUAAUGUGGGCCUCCAGGAGCUCGCAAUCCACAUGCUGGCUCACUAGCUGCCGGUGGAGCGCGAGAAGCCAGAGAGAGAAAUCGACCGCCCGGCCUUCGGCGUCCAGCCGAGGGACAGACUCCGACGAGGUCGGCAUGCUGAUAAGGGAGGCGGCGAGGAACUCUAGUAACGAGGAGCAAACUAGUGGGAGGCGCUAGGGGCUGCAAGAGCACGAACGGUGGGAGGGGCAGUGGAUGCUGUGGCCGGAGCGGCGGCCUGGCAGCUGGCGGCUGGCUGCUAGCGGCCGGCUGACCGCGGCAGGGAGCGCGCAGCAGGAAGCAGCAGCGGGUGGCAAGCAGGCGCAGGGGGGCUGCAAGCUGGCAGCAGGGGGUUGUUGACGAGCGGCAGUGGGCUGCUGCAGGGGGCUGCUGCCGGCUGGGAGCAGCAGCAGCGAGCCGCAGCGAGCGGCAGCGGCAGUGGGCGGCAGGCAGCAGGGAGCAGUGGCUGGUGGCUGGCUGGUGGCUGGCUGGCUGCUGGCGGGUGGCUGGCUGGCGGCUGGCUGGCUGGCUGGUGGCUAGCUGGCUGGCGGCUGGCGAGCGGCGGCUAGCUGGCUGGCGACUGGCUAGCUGGCUGGCGGCGGCUGGCUGGCCGGCUAGCUGGCUGGCCAUGGAUGGCUAGCGGGAGCGGCUGGCUGGCUAACAGUGGCUGGCUGGCGGCUGACAGCUAGCUGGCUGGGGACUGGCUAGCUGGCUGGUGGCUGGCUGGCUGGCUAGCUGGCUGGCGGCAGCUGGCUGGCUAGCUGGCUGGCGGGAGCGGCUGGCUGGCUAGCAGCGGCUGCCUGGCUAGCAAGUUGGCUGGUGGCUGGCUGGCUGGCCAGCUGGCUGGCGGCGGCUGGCUGGCUAGCUGGCUGGCAGGAGCGGCUGGCUGGCUGGCAGCGGCUGGCGAGCUGGCUGGGCUGGCUAGCUGGCCAGCUGGCUGGCGACGGUUGGCUCGCUAGCUGGCUGGCGGCUGCUUUGCUGGCUGCGAGCCGCUGGCGGCAAGCUGGCAGCAAUUCGCUGGCGGCGGGCUGGCGGCGGCGGGCUGCUAGCUAGCUGUUGGCGGCGGCGAGCUGGCAGCGUGCUGGCAGCUGCUAGCUAGCAACUUGGUGGCAUGCUCGCAGCGUCUGCUGGCGGCGAGCUGGCUGCAAGGCGCUGGCGGCGAGAUGGCAGCGAGCGAGCAGCACUGAAGGAGCGGUGGGCGGCUGCUGGCAGCGAGCGAGCUGGCAGCAGGCUGGCGACGGCUAGCUGGCGGCGGCUGCGGGCGGCGAGCUGGCAGCGGCGAGUGAGCUGCUGGCGGCGGCUGCUGGCGGCGAGCUGGCAGCGAGCGAGCUGGCGACAAGCUGGCGGCAGCGAGUUGCGAGCAAACUACUGGCGGAAAGCUGGCAGAGGCGAGCGGUGAGCAAGCUGCUGGCGGCGGCUAGCUGGCGGCGAGCUGGCAGCGACUGGCGCGCUGCCGGUGGCGGCGAGCUGGCAAUGGCUGGUAGGCAGGCUGGCUGCAAAAUGCGGGCAGCGCGAAGGUAAGGCAGCAGCCUCGGACUAGAGCUUAAGCUAGGGCGCAGGCUAGAGGAAUAGAGGAAAGCCUAAUUAGGGCUAAGGAGGUAAGCAGGGGUGGGGGGGGAGUGGGUAGUGCCUAGGGUGGAAGCAUGACGGCUAGGAGCGAGACCUAACUCUAUACCAUGUCGAGAGAGAAGUUGACUAGGCAAGGCAAAGCAGUUGGGUAUAUCUGAGUGCUGUACCCUUUAAGGGCUGAUCCUAGCUAGGCUACUGUACCAGUAUAUAUAUGUGUAUAUGCCU